Messenger RNA from Carya illinoinensis, 912 nucleotides. RefSeq lists its product as uncharacterized. Lineage: Eukaryota; Viridiplantae; Streptophyta; Magnoliopsida; Fagales; Juglandaceae. Gene Ontology annotation, molecular function: RNA-DNA hybrid ribonuclease activity; nucleic acid binding. The record is from RefSeq and is a predicted model, not a curated record. The coding region runs from base 1 to 912 and encodes 303 amino acids. The transcript has 3 exons.
AUGCCCCUAGGUCCUUCACCUAGAGAGGAUAAGCUCAUAUGGCACUAUGAAAGCUCAGGAGAAUACACAGUGAGGAGUGCUUAUAAGCUGUUCUGGUCUAUAAAGAACCACAGGGCAGAAGGGAGUUGCUCAAACUAUCAGGAACUUUUAGGUUUUUGGAAGCAGCUAUGGACAAUGCCAAUACCACACAGGGUUAGGGUCUUCUCAUGGAGAGCAUGCAAGCAUGGACUGCCCACGUUGCAAAACCUGAGGGUCAGGAAGGAAGGAAACCAGCAAGGGUUUAUGGAGGUAGCCAUGAGAGUGAAAAAAGAAGGGCAGCCAAGGGACCUAGAGAAAUUCUUUCUCAUGGCCUGGUCUUUCUGGUAUAGAAGGAACCAGUUCUACUUUGAAGAACAUGUUCAACAUCCACAACAGUCUGUAGAUCAUGCCUUGUCCAUGCUUAAGGAGUCUCAAGAAGCCCAAGUCAGUAAUAAGCAGAACAUGGGAUGCUGCAGCACGGGUGUGGAAGUUAUUUUGAGAGAUGAGAAGGGAAAAGUAAUUCUGGUUGUGUGUCACAAAGAACCAGAGUUCUCUGAUCCUAUGGAAGUGGAGCUUCUUGCCAUUUUGAGGGGUCUACAGCUGUGUAUCCCGUUGGGUAUCAAUGAAUUGAUUGUGGAAACCGAUUCAAUGCUCAGUGUAAGAGCCUUAACAACAGAAGGGGAGUCCAUGUCUCCCCAUGGUAACCUGAUCUACUCCAUCCUCAGCCUUUCAAGACAGCUACCUAAAGUGAUAUUCCAACAUGUUGGCAGAGAACACAAUGCAACAGCUGAUGGUCUAGCAAAACUAACAAGAUUUGUAGAGGAUUUAACAGUUUGGUGGGAAUCAAUUCCCAAGUGUAUUUACCAAAUUGUUUGGCAUGAGGCUAGCUUGUAA